This is a messenger RNA of Pseudoliparis swirei, 657 nucleotides long. RefSeq names its product receptor-type tyrosine-protein phosphatase eta-like. The transcript is spliced from 4 exons. The record is from RefSeq and is a predicted model, not a curated record. The annotation marks the transcript as partial. NCBI's taxonomy places the organism in Eukaryota, Metazoa, Chordata, Actinopteri, Perciformes, Liparidae. Gene Ontology annotation, molecular function: protein binding.
AUGUUUAGACCUGGUGAAAUUGGGGAACCUAGUGUGUCCACAAACACCUCCUCCAUCUCUCUGAGCUGGACCUCACCUCCGGGUGAGGUGUUCAAGUACAGGUUGGAGUGGCAUAAUGGUGGAGCGCUGACGACCGGUCACACCAGCAGCACCUUCAGCGUGCUGUCAGGCCUCGUCUCUGGUACCAAGUACACAAUCUCAGUCGUUGCCGUCGCCGGAGACAAUCAGACGGAAGGACACGCUCACACAUUCCUCUCAGUCACAAAGCCUGAAGUAGUCCGCAAUAUCACUGUCACUCAGAUCACCACCUCCUCUGUAUCUCUGAAGUGGACUAAACCGGAGGGAAACAGCUCUUUCUACCGAGUACAGUGGACUGAUGGAAAUGGAAAUGGCAGUGACCAUGUGACUCAAACCAAUAUAACCAUGACUAACCUGACUGCUGGUGUCCAGUAUGAAAUAACUGUGACUGCAGUGACGGAUGACGGCAGAGCUGAGGGACAGAGUACCACUGUUUCUCAAUACACACGGCCUGGCGAUAUUGUGGGACAUAGUGUGUCCACAAACACCUCCUCCAUCUCUCUGAGCUGGACCUCACCUCCGGGUGAGGUGUUCAAGUACAGGUUGGAGUGGCAUAAUGGUGGAGCGCUGACGACCGUC